This is a messenger RNA of Closterium sp. Naga37s-1, 4743 nucleotides long. The record is from the annotation of a GenBank genome assembly. NCBI's taxonomy places the organism in Eukaryota, Viridiplantae, Streptophyta, Zygnematophyceae, Desmidiales, Closteriaceae.
AUGGAGGGCGCGACGCCAGACGAGGCGUCGCUUCGUGCAGCCCUGCAGGCCAACCCUGCGGACGAUGCGGCUCUCGCAGGCCUCGCGCGCGUCGCGCUUUCUCACCACGGGUGGUCCGAAGCCGCCGAUCUUCUUCGCGCGGCCGUAUCCGCGCGGCCCGACGAGAGCGAGUACCAUCUUCUGCUGGGCGAGGCCUUGUGGAAUUCCGCGGAGGAACGGGCAGCGGUAACCGCCACGUCGGCAGGCGGAGGCGGAGAGCCGCGGGGGAAUGAAGCACGGGCGACAGGGCGCGCGGCAGCCUACGCGGAGUGGCUUCAGGCGGGCAAGCUGAGCCCUGGCUGCGCGGACGCCUUCCGCUGCCUGGGUUACUUCUUUGGGGGCUUCCAGGGGAUUAUCCCGCGCACAGGCGCGCGCGGAGCGCAACAGGGGGACGGGCGACACGCGGAGACGUGGUGGGCGGCGGGGGAACGGAAAAGGGCGCGGAAGGGGGGGGUUGGGGGGGAGGUGGUGCGGGACGUGGGGCGAGCGGUGAAGUGCUUUCAGAAGGCCGUAAGCGUGAAUCCCGAAGACCACGACGCUGGGGAGGCGGCCUUCCACCUGCUGGCGGGGGGGCGGGGGGCGGUGCGGCAGCGGUCGCUGCAGGUGGCACUGUGCCGGGGGGCAGUGGAGGGCAGCGCGCGGGCGUUCUGGGCGUGGCGGCUGCUGGGGCUGCUGCAUGCGGAGGAGGGCGCGUGGCAGUCCGCCGUGCCGUGCCUGCAGUCCGCCAUCAAGGGCUUCGUGCUCGAUGCCGCCUGCUGGCGGGCCCUUGCCUUGUGCUACCAGCGGCUCGGUCGACACUCCGCUGCUCUCAAGGCCUAUGGGCGGGUGAUCACCUUGGGAUUGCCGCACGUGGCGAGCGCCCUGGAGGCUCUCGUCCCCGCCUCUGUUGCACUCGCCACGGCCCCUCCUGCUGCUGCGCCACCUGGCGGUGCGAGCAGCAGUGACGUGGCAUGUGCGGUGUUUGCGUUGGAGCAGAGUGGGCACAUUGAGCUGGAGAGGAGCAACUACUCCCAGGCACUGGAGUUGUUCUCGUACGCAGAGGCGCAGCGGGCAGGCAGUGCCACGGUGCAGUGGGGGCUGGCAGCAGCGCGCUACGGCAUGGCAUGCCACGUGGCCUCCUAUGGUGCUGCUGCAUGGGCCAACGAUCUGCUGCUGGCCGCAGCUGCCAGUGCCCGUGCGUCCAUAUCCCACCAUCCCACAUCCACAACAACCUGGAAGCUUCUUGGUGACAUUGAGCUCCGUCACUCAGCCGUGCUUCUCGCCGCACCUUCCCCCACCCACGCCUCCUCCACCACCGCGCCUGCAUCCCCCACCCCCUCCUCCCUCCUCGCAUGGCGCCGCCACCGCUUCCGUCUGGCGUCCUCCGCCCUGCGCUCCUAUGCGCACGCGCUGCACCUCUCCCCCUCGCCUUCCGCACAACCUCCCCCUGACUCCCCCCACCUCGCCUCUUUCCUCAGCUUGGGGGUACCUGAAGCAGGGGGGAUGGGCGGAGGGGAAGUGAAGGGCGCAGGGGGGCAGGGAGGGGGAAGGCUGUGGGCGGACUUGGCACUGGCAGCGGCGGCCAAGGGGAGGGCAUGGGCGGAGCUGGUGGAAGCAGGGGGCGGGGGAGAGGAGGAGGAGGUGGAGUGUGGGCAUGCGGGUGGUGAUGGGCAGGCCAAGGCAGAGGUGCUAGACACUGCAUGUGUGGAUGAGCUACGCGCGCUGCCCCCUCGCCUGCUGCUGCCAGCGCUGCAGGGGCAGCAGGGCACGGCGGGGGCGCAUGCAUGGGUGGUGCUGGCAGCUGUGGUGGGGUGGCAGUGGCCAGAGGUGCAGCAGCAUGCGCUCGUGCAUGCCCUCAUGCUCGACCCGCUGCAUGCCCUUGCCUGGGUGCUGCUGGGGGAGGUGUACCUUCACCAGAAGCAGCCAAGGCUUGCCACACAAGCGUUCGCCCGUGCGCGUGUGGCGGACCCAUUCAUUGCCGCCCCCUGGGUGGCCUCUGCCUCCCGCCAGCUGGAUGCUCUCGCUGCUGCAUCUGCGCCUGAUGCUGCUGCCGCUGCUGCUGGUCGCAGCAGCACUCACAACGAUGGUGAUGCUGCUGCUAAUCCUGCUGGUGAUGAUGAUGGUUACAGCAGUCCAUCGCUGCAUGCAGCCAUGGCCGAUGCGCUCUUUGCUGCUUCCGCGUGCUCCAACCCGCCGCCAUGCGCCCAACAUGUGCUGGGGCAGCUGUCAGCUCGCUGCGGCAGGCUGGGCCAGGCAGAAGUCUUCUGCGCGCUGGCCCACCUGGCGAGCAGCAGCCCAGCAUCUCCUGAGGCUCUCUUCCUCCUCGGCCUCUCUGCCUCUGCGCGCUUCCUGCCCUCUGUCGCCCUGCACGCCUUCCACUCCGCCAAGCACCUACUGCUGCAGCAGGAAGGACCUGCGGAGCGAGUGUGGCUGGCGUGUGUGCAAGUGGGCAUGGCCCUCACAGCGGCGCGGCGGUUCAGCGAGACAGUAGUGGAGUUCAACUCUGCUCACUCUCUUCAAGACCGAUCCAAGUGGCCGGUGCGCCCACUGCUAGCGCUCUCCCUCGCGCUGCACCACUGCUCGCUCCACGACGACGCCCUUGCUGUUGUCGCCCUCGCCACCACCCAAGCCACACACCUUGCACCGUCCCCAUCCCCAUCUCCAUCCUCCUCCUCCUCCUCGUCCUCCUCUCACGCCCUCCUCUCAGCAGCAGCAGUGAAGCUCCAUGCGGCCCUCCUUGCCUCCCCCCCCGCUCUCCCAUCCUCCCCAUCACCGCCUGCAUCACUCGCCCCUUCUCUCUUCCUCUCGCCAUCUCUCGCGCGUGACCUGGCGCUGACUCGCGUUGACGUGUCGCUGACAGCGCUGGCAGCAGCAGCAGCGUCGCUGGACGAGGGGGAGAUAGGGCGCGCGGUGCAGCAGUACCGGCCCGUCUUCAGCGACCCUCUCAUGGCGCCCAGAGCACAUGCCUUGCUCGGGGGUCAACUGGCACGUGCGCUCAAGUAUCUCAUCCGCUCGCUGCAUCACUUCCCCGAUAGCCUCCUGCUCAGGGCCUGUCUGGCGGACCUGCUCUCUCCCACGCACCCAGCUCGAGCUGCGCGCAUCAUCGGCCUCGCGCCCCAAGCCCUCUCCACGCACCCCCCUCCUCCGCCCCCCUCUCGCCUCACCGCCGCUGCUCCCCCUGACCGCGCCAGUGGAGGCAGUGCAGCGGGGGGCGUGGAAGGGAGUGUGGUGCGCGUGCAGGCGAGCACACGGCUGGCCUGCAGUGCGUGUGCGCAAGGCACGGCACAUGGUGCAGGGGCCUGCUUACACUCCCAGGCACCGCUGGCUACGCCUGCUGCUGUGCCCGGAAGCAGCGGUAGCAGUAGCGGCGGUGGCAGUUUCAGCAGUGGCAGUGGGGAUGAGGGUGGUGCGAGGGAGUGCCACCUAUCAGGGCGGAAUCAGCUGCGGCUGCUGGCCAGGGCUAUUCACACUCGCCCCAACGAUCCCACCCUCCGCCUCCUCCUCCUCCGCCUCUCCCUUUCGCCUUCCGCCCACGUGUCACCCUUCGGAGCUCCCUUGCCCCCUCCCUCACCCCUCUCCACCUCCCUGCUCCGCUUCUCCCACUCCCUCCUCUCCCUCAUUCACACCGCCUUUCCCUCCCCACCAUCAACCUCCCCUCCAUCCCCUCCAUCUCUGUCUCUUUCUCUCCUCCACCUAUCCUCCGCCAAGGCUCCAGCUGGCACACCGCCAUUGGUGCGCGAGCUCUGGGUGCACACGCUUUUGUCAGCAUCUGAGUGUGCUGCACGGUGCUGUUACUCUCCAACCUCCAUUCUCAACCACUCACAGCCCCCACUCUCCCUCGCUUCCCUCUCACACUCCCUCGCAUCCCACGCCCUAUCAGAGUGCCUCCUCCUCCCCGAUUCAUCCCCAUCAGCCAAUCAGAAAGCAGCGCUGCGCGCCUGUGCUGAAUGUCAGGUGGCGCGGUGCCAUUCGCUGCAGCAGCCUGCAACAGAUUCUCGUACCCCGCCUCCAGUCACCCCCAGCUUCCCUGCCUCUCUGCUCCCAUCGCUUGCCUCUGCCUCGUCUCUCUUCUCCUCUGGCUUCUGCCAAGAGGCUGAAGCAGUGGUGGCAGCACUGCAAGCGGAAGGACUGCAGGGGCAAGGCGAAAACAAGUUGCUGUUAAUGUCAGCGGUGCAGAUGUGGCAGGCUGUGAUUGGUACAGAGAAGGGUGAGCUGAGCGAGGCAAGGAGGGUGCUGGAGGGGGUGGUGGGGUCGCUCAAGGAGGCAGCAGGGGCAGGUGGAAUGGCGGGGGCAGCUGUGCAACCCAUGCUUGACGUUGCUCACGUGCUUCUAGGUUCUGUCCUCCUCUCGCUCCACCAAGUCAAUUCCCCCGACUCCUCUCUCCCUCUCGCCGCACGUCGUUACCUGCUCUCCGUCUCCUCACCCUCCUCCUCCCUCUUCCCCCACCUCCACCUCCUGCUUUCCUCUGCUGACUCCCUUGCCGCCUCGCGCUCUGCCGCCCCUCGCAAGCGUGCCGCCCACCUGCAACAGGAAUGGGCGGCAUGGCCUUCUGCCUGCCGCCCAGCCCGUGUUCUCGCUGCACUAGGAGAAGCUUUAGCAGGGCUGGAGGCAGUGGCAGGUGCACCUGAGAAAGCAGUGCAUGUGGAUCCAUCAUGCGGGCGGCACUGGGAGGUGCUGAGGCGCUUGAGGAGUCAAGGCCGGGCUGGCGAUGCUGUGCGCAGCUGA